GGCGAGGCGUCAACACAGACCCACAGUUCAGUAGUUCAGUUAAUAGCUAGCGCACCAGGAUCGCAAGGAUUAGCAAAAUGUACAAGUUGGUGGUGUUCUUCGCUCUAAUCGCCAUGGUGGCUGCCCGUCCUGGUUACUUGGAGUCUGGUCCGCUGCUCCAUAGCUAUGCCGCCCCGGCCAUUAUCCAUGAGCCUGCCCUGGCCAAGGUGGGCGCCAUCAUCAAGACGGUGCCCAGUGCCGUCUCCCAUCAGAGCAUCAGCCAGGUGCACAGCUCGGCCCACAUCAUCCAGCCGAUUGUGGCCCCCGUUUUGAAGACCUAUGCCGCCCCCAUCAUCAAGACCUAUGCGGCCCCUGCCCUGCACACGACCCUCCUCUCGUCCCCCUGGGCCGGACACGGCUGGGCUGGACAUGGCUGGGCCCCAUCCUGGUAAAGGGGAGAAGGGUUUUCUCAGAAGGUCCUGGAUGGCUUUGCGUGGGCUAGCAACUAUGGCUAACAACCUCACCCCGAUCCCAAGCUUAUUCUCUUCACCCUGCUGUUUUGUUUUUCUUCUCUCACAUUUCGACUGAU
Drosophila takahashii is the source of this 568-nucleotide messenger RNA. RefSeq names its product neuropeptide-like 3. The record is from RefSeq and is a predicted model, not a curated record. Lineage: Eukaryota; Metazoa; Arthropoda; Insecta; Diptera; Drosophilidae.